CGAUGGUAGUGAUUGAUCUGAUCCACGUGGGAUCUGGAUUGGGCCGGGUCCAAGCAAGAAUAUGGCCACACGAUGCAGGCGGAUAAAAAAAUGCAUCGAACUUGACUCUUGUUCAUAUAAGGCGAGACAGUCUUUUUCAGAGGCUGAGUCAUUGGUAGGAGAAGGGGUUGGCCGGCUUUGUUCAAUGAUUGCUGAGUCUAGAUUAUUCACUUAAACGAUCUCUUUGUUCCUUUUUGCCGUGCUUCAAUAUCUACCCGCUUCCUUGGGCUUGGAGUCAUGAAGCGUGUAAGCAUGGGUUUUGCAGAGUUUCAGUCCCGCCACUUGCUUCUUGGUAUUGCUCUUGCAUUGUGCUUUAACCAAGUCUCCUCCACCUCCAACGAAACAGACAGGCUCGCGCUGCUCGCUUUCAAGGCUGGCAUAACCGGAGAUCCUCUGGGCGUGCUCAACUCAUGGAACAAUAGCAUUGGGCUUUGCCAGUGGUAUGGCGUCACGUGCGGUCGGAGUCACCAGCGGGUCACGGUCCUGGAUUUGCGAUCACGAGGACUCUCUGGAUCAAUCUCUCCUCAUAUUGGGAACCUCAGCUUCUUGACAGAGUUACGGCUCCAAAACAACAGUCUCAAUCACGAAAUCCCCCCACAAGUCGGCCGGUUACGCCGCCUUCGCAUCUUACUACUAGCCAACAAUUCGCUCGUCGGUGAAAUUCCCAAAAACAUAUCAGCUUGCUCUAACCUUGUCAGCCUUGUCCUUCAAUUUAACCAACUAACCGGAGAAAUUCCCAUAGAAAUCGGUUCAUUGUCAAAGCUACGCUUUUUCUAUAUGUAUAGUAAUAAUCUCAUUGGGUUUGUACCUUCGUCCAUAGGGAAUUUAUCUUCACUGGAGAUCCUUUCUUUGACCCUGAACAACUUGGGUGGAAGCAUUCCCCAAGUUCUCGGCCACCUGACAAACUUGCAAGUCCUUGCCUUUGGAGGAAACAGAUUAUCAGGUACGAUUCCAUCUUCGCUACUCAAUCUCUCUUCGCUAGUUCAGUUUGAUGCCGGAAACAACCGGAUACUGGGGACUCUUCCUGCUGACAUAGGCCUCAAGUUGCCGGAUCUUGUAUUCUUUAGCGUUCUUGGGAACCAACUUGAGGGGCCGAUUCCUCCCUCGAUAUCAAAUUGGACAAAGCUAGAUAAGCUUCAACUUGGAGAUAAUAGAUUCUCAGGGAAAGUACCUUCUUUGGAAAAUUUGCAUGAGCUUAGUUGGCUUCAAGUCUAUAUUAAUCAGCUUGGAAGUGGAAAACCUGAAGACUUGAGCUUCCUUUGCUCGUUAACUAACAGCACCAGAUUACAGUACGUGGGAAUUCACCAGAACAAGUUUGGCGGGGUGUUGUCAAAAUGUAUAGGCAAUUUAUCCACCACUCUCACAACAUUUACUUCAAGCGAGAAUCAAAUAUCUGGUGAGAUUCCAGAAGAAAUAGGGAAUUUUGUCAACCUGCGAUUAUUGGUUAUGGGUCUCAACCCGCUUUCAGGUGUCAUCCCCUCAAAUUUUGGGAAUCUGCAAAAUCUGGCAACACUGCACUUAAGUUACAGCAACCUGGGAGGGGCCAUCCCAUCUUCUUUGGGAAAUCUAACCAAGCUGAUUGCACUAUAUCUUGGUGGGAAUGACUUUCAAGGGCAGAUUCCUUCGCAUCUAUCAAACUGCCGGUCUCUUAAUCUGCUCGAUUUGUCUGAUAACAAUUUGAGUGGCGUCAUACCCCCGGAACUUAUAGGCCUCUCGUCAUUGGCAAUCCUUCUGAACUUGUCUCGUAACCAUUUGGGCGGUGUUCUACCCACAGAAGUUGGCAACUUAAGAGCUUUGACUGCUUUGGACAUCUCGAACAAUUUGUUGGAAGGUGAAAUCCCAACUAGUUUAGGUGAUUGUACUGCAUUGACAUCACUUAGGAUGGGGGACAACUCUUUCCGAGGGUUGAUUCCUCAAUCAAUCAGAUCGUUGGGAGGCAUUGAAGAACUAGAUCUUUCUCGCAACAAUUUGUCGGGUCGGAUCCCAGACUUCUUAGCUGCGUUUCGUUUCUUGAAACUUUUGAAUUUAUCGUACAAUAAUUUUGAAGGCAUACUGCCACGUGAAGGAGUCUUUAAUAAUGCAACCGGUAUUUUUAUUGUUGGGAACAAUGAGCUUUGUGGCGGAUUGCCAGAAUUUCACCUGCCUAACUGUAUCACCAAAAGCUCCCAUCGCAGAAAGAUCAAUAUAGUGAUAUUGUCGACUUACGUUACUUUUGGAAUUCUUGGAACGGCUCUUAUUCUGGCUUUCAUAUGUCUUUGUUGGGUGAAGAAGAAAGUAAAUGAACCACUUUCAAGUUCAGUGGAUGAUACACGUUCGAACAUUUCUUAUGCAGCACUUCUAAAAGCAACUGACGGUUUUUCUUCAACGAACUUGAUCGGUGUUGGAAGUUUUGGUUCUGUUUACAAGGGGAUACUUGAGGACAAUGGAGGUGCUGCUGCUGUGAAGGUGCUUCAUUUAGUUCGUCAUGGUGCCCCGAAAAGCUUCAUAGCCGAGUGCGAAGCAUUAAAGAAUAUCAAACAUCGAAAUCUUUUGAAGAUACUGGCAGUUUGCUCGGGUAGUGAUUAUCAAGGAAAUGAUUUUAAGGCCUUAGUUUAUCAAUUUAUGGACAAUGGAAGCCUCGAGCGGUGGCUCCACCCAAAGGCAAUAUCACUCGAUAGGCAAGAGCUCCCGAAAAAAUUAAAUUUCAUUCGGAGAAUGAAUAUUGCUAUUGAUGUUGCUUUUGCAUUGGAUUAUCUUCAUCAUCAUUGCCACAUCCCCAUCGUUCAUUGUGAUCUAAAGCCAAGCAAUAUCCUCUUAGAUGCUGAGAUGGUCGCACAUGUUGGGGACUUUGGAUUGGCAAAAUUCCUUCUUGGAUCAUCCGCAGAUACUGUUGCUAAUCGAGUGAGCUCAGUGGGUCUUAGAGGGACAAUUGGUUAUGCUCCGCCAGAAUAUGCAAUGGGAUGUGAGGUUUCAAGAGAAGGCGACGUCUAUAGUUAUGGCAUUCUCUUGCUGGAGAUGUUCACCGGGUUGAGUCCCACCGACGACACAUUCAUAGACAAUUUGACUCUUCAUAGUUUUGUCACAAAAGCUUUGCCCGAACGGGUGCUCGAAAUUACGGACAGCGUUUUGCUUCAUGAAAGAGCAAGCCAAUUAGGCCCCCACAGCCCCAGGCAGCAGCUCUUCGAUAGCAACGACAUAUUUCAAGAGUGUCCGGUCACGGUGUAUAAUAUUGGAGUUGCUUGUUCAUAUGAAGAGCCUAAAAGGCGGAUGAGCAUAAGCGGAGUCGCAAAUCAGCUGCAUAAGAUUAAGGAGAAACUCUUUGCAUUGUGUUCGGAUGGACGAGAGGAACUACUAACAGCUGAUAUUUAGCUGUUAUACAUUGAGGGUUGUUUACGCAAGCGGAAGCGCACAGGUGCCUGAAAAAGUGAAUUUCAAAAGGGCCAGAGUGGUAGUUUUCCUUGGAAGUUUGGGUAAAAAAGUUCGGUAACUAAACUGGGACUGCAAACAUUCCACCAGGAGCUGAAGAAAGCCGUCCGAUACUGCGGAUCUCUUGGUCAAGGCAGCUUCAAACUGUUGCAGCAAGCUGCUGGAUCGUAUCUGUUGCAUCUGCUUGAUCCAAACUUGCUCCUAUGUGAAUGACCAGUGUGCAGUCGUUUGCAACUCUGCACCAUCCUUGCUUGUUUACGGUGCAUCGGUUGUUGUGGCGAAAUCUGUAACUGCUGUUCAUGUCUCUAGCAAUACCGACCAGCACGUCUAAAGAUCCGUGUUAUGUCAUGUUGGUGAUUGUGUUAAUUUUAUCUCUUCCUUGUGUGGACUAUAGUUAACAGUGAUGUAUAGUUUCUCAGAGGUGGACUGCACGCGUAUUGCAGACAACAUGUUUUGGAAUGAAGUUUUUGCCCAUGUGGGACUGGGGAAAGUCAUUUUGAUUGCAGAAGAAACUUAUACCAUUGAAGAAUAGAUUGA
This is a messenger RNA of Rhodamnia argentea, 3981 nucleotides long. RefSeq names its product probable LRR receptor-like serine/threonine-protein kinase At3g47570. The coding region runs from base 277 to 3387 and encodes 1036 amino acids. Gene Ontology annotation, biological process: protein phosphorylation; hormone-mediated signaling pathway. NCBI's taxonomy places the organism in Eukaryota, Viridiplantae, Streptophyta, Magnoliopsida, Myrtales, Myrtaceae. Gene Ontology annotation, molecular function: protein binding; protein kinase activity; ATP binding. The record is from RefSeq and is a predicted model, not a curated record. The transcript is spliced from 3 exons. Gene Ontology annotation, cellular component: plasma membrane.